AUGGAGAAAAUUUUGACAAUGAAAGAUGGAGGAAUAGAGAGAAGCAAACCAGUUAUGAUGGUGUAUGUCGCUCUCUUUCUCUCUCUCAGACUAGAAUUGAAAGUGAGGGACUUGAAGGGAAAUGGGUCCCAAAGAAAGAGAUCUGAAGAGGUCACUGGGUUUGGUGGCUCCACAUUAGACGCUGAGAGGAGAGGAGCAGAACGCGUCAAUGGAGUUUUGAAGUUUGAACUUGAGUUGAAUGAAUUACAUUCCACAACUGCCCACCAUACCUAUUGCCCCCACAACCUAAAAGAGUACGAGUAUGUGAAGGAUAAACAAACACCAUGUGGUGCCUCAAAAUCCCAGAAUGUCAACAAAAACCAAGCACGCCCCAUGAAUCCAACUGGAAAAUUGAUUCUUCCAUGCAAAAGUUCCUGUCUUGCAAAGACCAGUCUCUUGGGUUUGAUCUCCUCUGCUCCUAUUCGAGCUACUGGGAGAGCUAGUUGCUUUCACAAUUCAGUGGUAAAUAUCUCAAAAUACAGAGGUUUCCUCAGUUCAGAGAGAGAGAAGCAAGACAGGAGGCUAAUUUGUGCUGUUGCCACAGAACCAUUACCCAAGCAAGUUGAAGAAUCCAAAAUGGACACACCAAAAGAAAUCUUUCUCAAGGAUUACAAGUUGCCUGACUACUAUUUUGAUUCGGUGGAUUUGAGUUUUUUGCUGGGUGAGGAGAAAACAAUUGUCAGUUCAAAAAUAAUUGUUUUCCCCAGAGUUGAAGGUUCUUCUUCUCCACUAGUUUUGGAUGGAUCAGACCUGAAGCUGCUUUCAGUUAAAGUCAAUGGCGAGGAACUGAAGAAUGGAGAUUAUCAUUUGGACUCACGCCAUUUAACAAUCCCAUCACCACCUGCUGCUACGUUUACAUUGGAAAUUGUUACUGAAAUAUUUCCCCAGAACAACACCUCAUUGGAGGGACUUUACAAGUCAUCUGGGAAUUUCUGCACUCAAUGUGAAGCAGAGGGUUUCCACAAAAUUACAUAUUAUCAGGAUCGUCCUGAUAUAAUGGCAAAAUACACCGUCCGGAUUGAAGCUGACAAAUCUUUGUACCCAGUAUUGCUGUCUAAUGGAAAUCUCUUGGAACAAGGAGACCUUGAGGGUGGUAAACAUUAUGCUCUCUGGGAGGAUCCCUUCAAGAAACCUUGCUAUUUGUUUGCAUUGGUUGCUGGACAGUUGGAGAGCAGAGACGACACCUAUGUUACCCGUUCUGGUAGAAAUGUGUCUCUAAAAAUUUGGACCCCUGCACAAGAUGUACCCAAGACAGCUCAUGCUAUGUAUUCGCUUAAAGCAGCAAUGAAAUGGGAUGAGGAUGUUUUUGGUCUUGAAUAUGACCUGGAUCUCUUUAACAUUGUUGCCGUCCCUGACUUCAACAUGGGAGCCAUGGAGAACAAAAGUUUGAACAUUUUCAAUUCCAAGCUUGUUUUGGCUUCCCCAGAAACAGCUUCAGAUGCAGAUUAUGCUGCAAUUCUUGGGGUUAUUGGUCACGAGUAUUUUCACAACUGGACAGGCAACAGGGUGACUUGUCGUGACUGGUUCCAGCUGAGCUUAAAGGAAGGUCUCACUGUAUUUCGUGAUCAGGAGUUUUCAUCUGACAUGGGAAGCCGCACUGUGAAGAGGAUUGCUGAUGUUUCAAGGCUUCGAAUUUCUCAGUUCCCACAGGAUGCCGGUCCUAUGGCUCAUCCAGUGCGACCACAUUCAUAUAUCAAGAUGGACAACUUCUACACAGGUAAGUUCCUGUUCCUGACGGUGUAUGAAAAGGGAGCUGAAGUUGUCAGGAUGUACAAAACCUUAUUAGGGAGUCAGGGUUUUAGAAAGGGAAUGGAUCUUUAUUUUAAGAGGCAUGAUGGUCAAGCUGUGACCUGUGAAGAUUUUUUUGCUGCCAUGCGAGAUGCAAAUGAUGCAGAUUUUGCCAAUUUCUUACUAUGGUACUCCCAAGCUGGUACACCUCAGGUGAAAGUUGCUUCAUCUUACGAUGCUGAUGCUCAUACUUUCACCUUGAAAUUCAGUCAAGAAGUACCACCAACUCCAGGGCAGCCAGUCAAAGAACCCAUGUUCAUUCCUGUGGCAUUAGGGCUGCUGGAUGCAAGUGGUAAGGACAUGCCACUUUCCUCUGUAUAUCAUGAUGGAACAUUGAAGUCUAUUUCAAGCAACAGUCAACCAGCCUAUAGUACAAUUCUUAGACUAACCAAGAAAGAGGAAGAAUUUGUCUUCUCUGAUAUACUUGAGCGGCCAGUACCUUCUCUAUUGCGGGGUUUCAGUGCUCCAGUUCGUCUUGAAUCUGAUCUCUCUGACAGUGAUCUGUUUUUCCUCCUUGCUCAUGAUUCAGAUGAAUUCAACCGUUGGGAGGCUGGACAAGUCUUAGCAAGAAAGCUGAUGCUCAGCUUAGUUGCUGAUUUCCAUCAAGGGAAACCUUUGGUUCUGAACCCAAAGUUUGUGCAAGGGCUAAGAAGCAUACUUAGUGACUCAAACUUGGAUAAGGAAUUUAUUGCAAAGGCAAUAACUCUACCAGGUGAAGGAGAAAUAAUGGACAUGAUGGAAGUUGCAGAUCCUGAUGCUGUUCAUGCUGUUCGAUCUUUCAUCAGGAAGCAGCUUGCAUCUGAACUAAAAGCAGAGUUUCUACACACAGUUGAAAACAAUAGGAGCUCAGAAGAGUAUGUGUUUAACCAUCCUAAUAUGGCUAGGCGUGCUCUAAAAAAUAUUUGCCUUGCAUAUCUUGCAUCACUCGAAGAGCAGGGGUUAACUGAACUUGUACUGCAUGAGUACAAAACUGCGACAAAUAUGACUGAGCAAUUUGCAGCUUUGGCAGCCAUAGCCCAAAAUCCUGGGAAAACUCGUGAUGAAGUACUGGCUGACUUCUACACCAAGUGGCAGGAUGACUUUUUGGUUGUGAAUAAAUGGUUUGCCCUUCAAGCAAUGUCUGAUGUUCGUGGUAAUGUUGAGAAUGUUCGUAACCUCUUAAAUCAUCCAGCAUUUGAUCUGCGCAAUCCAAACAAGGUAUACUCACUCAUUGGAGGAUUCUGUGGCUCUCCUGUGAAUUUCCAUGCAAAGGAUGGGUCAGGCUACAAGUUUUUGGGGGAGGUUGUGGUGCAACUGGACAAAAUUAAUCCUCAGGUGGCUGCCCGCAUGGUAUCAGCCUUCUCAAGAUGGAGACGCUAUGAUGAAACCCGGCAAAACCUUGCAAAGGCACAGCUGGAGAUGAUCGUGUCUUCCAAUGGACUGUCAGCGAAUGUAUUUGAGAUUGCCUCAAAAAGUUUAGCUGCUUAA
Dovyalis caffra is the source of this 3294-nucleotide messenger RNA. NCBI's taxonomy places the organism in Eukaryota, Viridiplantae, Streptophyta, Magnoliopsida, Malpighiales, Salicaceae. The record is from the annotation of a GenBank genome assembly.